This is a messenger RNA of Trichobilharzia szidati, 436 nucleotides long. The record is from the annotation of a GenBank genome assembly. NCBI's taxonomy places the organism in Eukaryota, Metazoa, Platyhelminthes, Trematoda, Strigeidida, Schistosomatidae.
AUUCCGGUGGCCUCUGAAUUUCUUCCGAAGGUACUUUUUACAUCACAGUUGUUCACGUUCUACAAACCGCGGAACGGCAAUGAAUUUCGUGAAGGAAAUUGUUAGUUGGCAUGAGCCCAUCAAAUCAGGAAUAGUCGCGGCUGUUGGGUUGACAUCGCUUCUGAGUCUGUCUUGUAUGUCCCUAAUAUCUUUUAUCGCCUACGCCGGGAUGUCGUUAAUAUGCUGCACUGCUGCUUGGAAGUUUUAUAAUGCCAUUACUCUUCCGUUCAAAUCAAAUUCAUCUAAAGAUCCAUUUCAAUAUUGGCUUGAAUUGAAAAUCACUUUGCCAGAAGAAAAGAUUGCCGAGCGUGUCCCAGCUCUGUGUGAAAAGUUGUCCGAAAAUUUGAAUUAUUUACGUCGCGUUAUUUGGUUGCAAGACUACUUUGAGACUGCUAAG